Aedes albopictus (Asian tiger mosquito) is the source of this 2267-nucleotide messenger RNA. RefSeq lists its product as uncharacterized. Gene Ontology annotation, biological process: DNA integration. The record is from RefSeq and is a predicted model, not a curated record. Gene Ontology annotation, molecular function: nucleic acid binding. The coding region runs from base 73 to 1752 and encodes 559 amino acids. The transcript is spliced from 2 exons. Lineage: Eukaryota; Metazoa; Arthropoda; Insecta; Diptera; Culicidae.
AGGCCGGAAACAGAAUGGCCGGAGCAAAGGUCGACGCAGUCUUGGGAGACGGAUGAAGAAUUGCGGCCCUGCAUGGUGCACCGGGAAAACCUUGUCGAAGAUGUCUACCAGAUCGGCAAGUUUUCUAAGUGGGAGCGUUUGUUAAGAGCGGUGGCAUACGUCCAUCGCUAUAUCGUCAACUGUUAUCGCAAAAGCAAGAAGCAGGAGCUGAUCACGGGGUACUUGAGGCAGGAGGAGCUGCGGAAUGCAGAGAACGACUUGUGGCGCUUAGCGCAGGCAUCCGCAUAUCCGGAGGAAGUCUUCGUACUGAAACAAGAAGACGGGAACGCGAAGAAGCGCAUCGAGAGGACUAGCCCGGUCUACAAACUGUCACCGUUCUUGGAUGAGCACGGCGUGAUGCGGGUGGACAGUCGUAUUGGUGCAGUUCCGUACGUUACGUACGACUUCAAAUUCCCGAUAAUCCUGCCUCGUCAUCAUCAUCUCACCAAGCUAAUCGUCGACUGGCAUCACCGUCGGUAUCUACACGCUAACCACGAGACAGUACUCAAUGAAGCUCGACAGCGAUUCCACGUUUCCAAUCUUCGCACUGUAAUACGACAAGUUAUUAAGGAGUGCCAGGCAUGCAAGAUCACCAAAGCAGCUCCUGUACAACCAAGGAUGGCUCCCCUUCCAGAGUCACGCCUAGCGGCCAUGGCACGUCCGUUCUCUUAUGUUGGGCUGGAUUACUUCGGACCUAUUCAGGUCCGCGUCGGACGCAGCUGCGUCAAACGAUGGGUGGCCUUGUUUACAUGCCUUACCGUGAGAGCCGUACACCUGGAGGUCGUGCAUUCCCUUUCAACGGAAUCGUGCAAGAUGGCAGUCCGCCGGUUUGUGGCUCGCCGUGGGUCGCCCCUCGAGAUUCGUUCAGACAACGGCACAAAUUUUCAGGGAGCCAGUCGAGAGCUGCGUGAUCAGAUCGGAGCCAUCGAUCAACAACUGGCGGAAACCUUUACCAACUCUAACACAAGAUGGACCUUCAACCCUCCAUCCGCUCCACACUUUGGUGGUUCUUGGGAGCGACUCGUGAGGUCAGUCAAGAUAGCACUCGGUUCACUGUGCACGGAUAGGAACCCGGACGAUGAGACACUGUUGACGGUCAUCGUUGAAGCUGAGUCUAUAGUUAACUCCAGGCCGUUAACCUCCAUUCCCCUGGAGAGCGUCAACCAGGAGGCCCUGACACCGAACCAUUUCAUCUUACUGAGCUCCAGUGGAGUCGCGCAACCUCCUACGAUUCUGGCGGAGCCACUGAAGAUUACCCGAACGAACUGGAAGAUGGCGAGGCAGCUAGUUGAUCAUUUUUGGCGACGCUGGAUUAAAGAAUACCUUCCAACGAUUGCAAUCAGAAGUAAAUGGAUUAGCGAAACGGAUAGCCUCAAGGUGAACGACCUUGUUCUUAUUGUUGAUGAAGGUCUACGUAAUGGAUGGAUGAGAGGUCGAGUUACGGCGGUGAUUCCGGGAAGCGAUGGACGCAUUCGUCAAGCCAUGGUUCAGACCGCUGGAGGGGUUUUUCGGCGACCAGUGACGAAGUUGGCAGUGCUCCAGGUGCAAGGCGAUGGUAACACAACGUCAGCAGUGGAGUCACAGGCGUGUUACGGGUCGGGGGAUGUUGCCAACGCUGGCAGCACUGAUAAUUUGAAUAUUGAAUCGACCCAAGAUACCCCCCGAUCGAACUCUGCGCACACCAACCGACUGACGUCAAUCGAUGCGUACUGAAAGUCAGGUUCGCGUAUCGAACGUCAGAAUGAGGAGAUAGAUAUGCAAUAUUGCAAGUCAUCAAUGUUACAGUUGUGUAGGAUGAAAUUGGUUGAUUUAUAAUUACUAUUGAAUUUGCAAAGUUUAUUUGAAUUUGUACACCAGUUAUUAUCUAGGAUUAUUAGCUUCUUGCUCCGAGGUUAUCGUAACAGAAUUAAAACCAUCCGUGUAAAGGCGAGUGUAAAGGUCUAGGCUCGUGAGUGAAUUCGAUUCGUAGGCUGUAAGUUUCUUACCUAAAUCUACCGAUCUACCUAAACUAAGAAAAUUAAUUUUACUACUUGGUAGAUAUUCCUUCACUUCAGUUGAGGAAAGUUAGAACAUUGUUGGGAAAGAUAUUACUGAGGAGACUGGUUUGUAAGUUGAAAUGAAACUAGUAUGUCUGAGCGAAAUUAUUAAUAAAUAUCUCCCCCAGCUUAAAGAAUACAGCACCAAACAUCAAACGUGCGAUUCUCUUAAGAGCUCCGAAAGUCACCCAA